UCGGUCCCUCCGCAGAAACAACUGGGGAAGCGGUGAAGCGAAAUGGAGAUACAGUGCUCGCUGGACGUCCGGUACGCCGAACAAAUCGCUGCGCUUCUUCGACCGCCGUCUCCCCAAGAAAUUCAGCUGAGAUAUUCCAUUGUUCUUCAUGAAUCAUGAAACAAGUACUCACACCGUCCUACUGCGCUGGAUUGUUGGCAUAAUUCAAAGCACCCCACCAUUGUACAACAGGACUAUUUUGAGCAUCUCCUAGCUGCGAGAAAUUGUCAUGGCCUUAAGAUCAAGCAAAGCGGAGAAAUAGGAAAAGGUCAGCCGACGUGGUGCCUAGAAUUGUGUUUACAUCAAAAUCAACGCAGUCCUGCCAAUGAAGCCUUGGGCCUUCAUCUAUGAACCACAGGUUGCGAUAUUAAUAUAAAACUGGCCUAGCACUUUGAUUGGCAGGGUUCCAUUUGCCAGAGUCAUCACAGCAGCACCUACCAUCAAUACAGGAGCCUUGCGAUCUAUGUUCAACGUAUGUCCACCCACGUAAUAGGUGUAUAUGCGAACAUGGAUUUCGAGGAGGAAGAUUUGGUCUUGAAGGAUCAAAUGUUGGUCGGUGCUCAGCACUUCUCUAAUAAGGCUGAAGCAUUUGUCUGUAGCCACUGUUUUUGUUAUAUUGGCUCAAUAGAGCUCCAAAUUGGAAGAAGGCUCUAUCUUAGAAGUUUGAAGAAUCGAGAUACUGAAGACCUUAAGGAUCAUGUGCAUACAUCAAAGCAGUCUAAAGUGCCUGAAAGUAAUGUCUCAGAUGUUCAUGUCCAAAAAACUGCAGGCUCCUCAAAGGGUGCCAUUCCUGAAGGAAUGGUUGACGCUUUGAUGAAUGGUGGAUUGACUUUACCAUACUCAAAAGAAUUUCCUUUGCCUCCUGUUUUUUCUUGUAUUGGAGGAUGCAGAGAGGAAUACUACUGCAGCAAGUCGUGUGCAGAGGCUGACUGGGAAUCAUGUCAUUCUUUAUUAUGCGUUGGGAAGGAAUCAGGUGGAAGUGGAACAUGCCGAGAAGCACUUGCUAGGUUCUAUGAACAUGCUGCUGAAACGAAUGAUAUUUUCAUCCUUGCAGCCAAGGUAAUCUCAUCUACUAUUCUAAAAUACCAAAAUUUGAAAACAGCUAAUCAUGAAUGCCAAAAGAAGAAAAUGAAGACAAGUGAGAUAAGCGGCCCCAACUUUCCUUUUCUUCUGGAGGCUUGGAAGCCUUUCUCCAUGGGGUAUAAACAAAGAUGGUGGGAUUGUGUGGCUCUGCCAGAUGAUGUUGAAUGUUCUGAGGAAACUUCCUUCAGAAUGCAGAUGAAAGACCUAGCAUUUAAGUCAUUGCAGCUUCUGAAAGCAGCAAUAUUUACGGAGGAAUGUGCACCUUUAUUUUCUCUGGAAAUAUAUGGGCAUAUCAUUGGCAUGUUCGAGCUAAACAAUCUAGACUUGGUUGUUGCAUCUCCUGUGGAAGACUAUUUUAUCCAUAUCAGUGACCUUCCACCCCUUGAAAUGGAAGAAGCUGACAAAUUCACACGACCUCUCUUAGAUACUCUUGGCGAUGAUUAUGCAGUUUCUUGUGAAGGAACAGCAUUCUUUCCUAUUCAUAGUUGCAUGAACCAUUCUUGCUGUCCAAAUACGAAGGCUUUCAAAAGAGAUGAGGAUAGGGAUGGUCAAGCAACAAUAAUUGCACUAAGACCCAUAUCGAGAGGUGAAGAGGUUACCAUCUCAUAUAUUGAUGAAGACCUUCCAUGUGAGGACAGGCAGGCAUCACUUGCUGACUACGGGUUCCAGUGCAACUGUCCUAAGUGCCUCGAAGAAUAGUGACCAUCUUCAUUGUUCCUGAUUGAUUUUUGUGAGAAUACUAUAAGAUUCACUAGCAUUAAUGAGUUCAGAAUCCUAUAUUCAUUUUGCCAAUUGAAAAGGACAUUGAGGUUCA
Molecule: messenger RNA, 1936 nt
Organism: Nymphaea colorata (pocket water lily)
Lineage: Eukaryota; Viridiplantae; Streptophyta; Magnoliopsida; Nymphaeales; Nymphaeaceae
Product: histone-lysine N-methyltransferase ATXR2
Exons: 17
Coding region: 514-1821 (435 amino acids)
Molecular function (GO): protein binding; methyltransferase activity
Source: RefSeq, a predicted model, not a curated record